This is a messenger RNA of Pieris macdunnoughi, 396 nucleotides long. The record is from the annotation of a GenBank genome assembly. NCBI's taxonomy places the organism in Eukaryota, Metazoa, Arthropoda, Insecta, Lepidoptera, Pieridae.
AUGCUAGUAGCUGGACCAAGAGAUCCCCGCAUUUUGGUGAGUCAGGCGUUGCGAAAUCGUAAGGCGUUAAGUGUGGACUUGAAGAAGAGCCUAGAAGAAGUAAGAGGAGUAGAAGUUGUAAAGCUGUGGACGGUCAGGAAGAGGCUUUUAGCUGCCAAAAUUAGGAGUUACCACCCAGCCCUAAAUUACUCCGCGAGCACCGUGUUGCUCGACUUCAGUUUGCUCGAAACUGUGCUUCAUGGAGUCUUGAGGGCUGGAAUAGUUUUAUGUUCUGAUGAAGCCUUUGUGUGGAGAGGGGAUCGACGCCGGCGAAUGCUGCCAAGACCACGGGAACGCUAUGCGCAAGUGUGUUUCGAAGAAAUCUCUCCUUAUGGCAGAUGCCCCGUUAUGUUUUAG